This is a messenger RNA of Scomber japonicus (chub mackerel), 1905 nucleotides long. RefSeq names its product ras-related protein Rab-5C-like. The transcript is spliced from 6 exons. Gene Ontology annotation, molecular function: GTPase activity; GTP binding. The coding region runs from base 322 to 987 and encodes 221 amino acids. Lineage: Eukaryota; Metazoa; Chordata; Actinopteri; Scombriformes; Scombridae. The record is from RefSeq and is a predicted model, not a curated record.
AUUUUGGUUACACUAGGCGGAAGCGCUUAAUUUACCGAGCCUGAAGUGUUUCAAGAAAAAAGGGAAAACUGCUCAACGAGGAACAACACGGUUAUAAAUCAUAACACACAGGACGGAGUGGGCACCGUGUUUCGUGGCUGGAAGACUGGGUUACUCCACCUCUGUACAUCGUGCCUGCUUCUUGUCACCAGGAGUUUACCCCUGACGUCACCCAUCAUCAGUUCCCGACUCACUGAUCUCAGCUCCCGUCCCCACCUCUCAAGUCUGUAGUUUCAGCCCAGCUCAAGUCGUCUCAUCCAGAACAGCCUCUUAUCUCUGUCAAUGGCGGGACGUGGUGGAGGAGCAACCAGGCCCAAUGGUGCCGCAGCAGCAAACAAAAUCUGCCAGUUCAAACUAGUGCUCCUGGGGGAGUCAGCGGUGGGAAAGUCGAGCCUGGUCCUGCGUUUUGUGAAAGGCCAGUUCCAUGAGUAUCAGGAAAGUACAAUUGGAGCUGCCUUCCUGACACAGACCGUCUGUCUGGAUGACACCACUGUGAAGUUUGAGAUCUGGGACACAGCGGGUCAAGAGCGCUACCACAGCCUGGCUCCGAUGUACUACAGAGGAGCCCAGGCAGCGAUCGUGGUCUAUGACAUUACUAACACAGAUACUUUUGCACGAGCAAAAAACUGGGUGAAGGAGUUGCAGAGACAAGCCAGUCCCAACAUAGUGAUCGCUCUGGCCGGCAACAAGGCAGACAUUGCAAACAAGAGAGCUGUAGAUCUUCAGGAGGCACAAACAUAUGCUGAUGAUAACAGUCUACUUUUCAUGGAGACGUCAGCCAAGACUGCCAUGAAUGUCAAUGAAAUUUUCAUGGCUAUUGCAAAGAAGCUACCGAAGAACGAUCCUCAGGGUGGGGUUGGACCAGGAGGGCGGACCAGGACAGGAGUGGACCUACAAGAAGCCGCUCCUCAGGGCCGCAGUAGCCAGUGCUGUGGUGGCAGUAAUUAGCAAGUACAAAACAGUGUACUUUAGUGAGCGAGCCUUGAACAUGGUUUUAAGGACAGCACGUAGCUAAAACCCAGAAAGGCAGGAAAGGGCAGAGCCUCUCGCCACUCCUGCACUUAAACUGAGAUUACAGAUGAGAUUAUCUGGAUACUCUUUGAUUAAAGGAACAUUUUUUUAAAAGAAUCAUAAGCUAGAGGGAAUAACAGAUAUCCCUCACUACUCUUCUCUUCUGUCUUUGCCCCCUGUAUCUAUCUACCUCCCUGUUCCUCCUCAACCUCUGUCUCAGUUGAUUAAAUUCUGUCUUAAAUGAUUUUUUUUUUUUGAAGGGUGAUGCUGAGGUUUUUGCCAUUUGUGUGUGUGUGUGUGUGUGUAUCUGUCUGUGUUUGUGUGAGAGAGAGCGAGAGAGAGAGUGUGUGUGUGUGUGUGUGUGUGUGUGUGUGUGUGUUAUGUAUGUGUAUGUCUGUAUAUACUAUAUAUAUUAUAUAUAUUUACAUAUACACACAUAUACAUAUAUAUAUUUUGAGUUGUUUACUUUUCUACUCCUCUCAUUUCCCCUUCUCAUUGAUCAUCAUUAUGAAAAAUAAAAACACCCAACUGUCACAGCUGAAAUUGCAAAUGAAAGAGCAAUUAAUCUUACAGGGGUUUUGUCACAUUGCAAUUGAUAUCUCAGCAUUUUGUUGCUCUUUUUAGGGACCUGGGUCACACCACAGUGGUAAGGAAAUCUCUAGACUUUGCUUAUUGAAGCAGGUCAUGAUUUGUUAGGCUACACAUCUGAAGAUGUUUUUGAACUGAUGUGCAACAAUGCAGCUGUUUGCAUUCAUUGUGUAUUGAUACCUGUAACAUCAGAGAGUUGUUAGCCUUUUUUAAGAGAAAUGUCAAAAUAACUUGUAAAUCUAAAAUAAUAAAUAACGUGAAAAAUGA